Molecule: messenger RNA, 894 nt
Organism: Guillardia theta CCMP2712
Lineage: Eukaryota; Cryptophyceae; Pyrenomonadales; Geminigeraceae
Exons: 3
Coding region: 1-894 (297 amino acids)
Source: RefSeq, a predicted model, not a curated record
AUGCUCGCCUCCAAGAUCGACAAGGAGAUCUUCAGAGAGCAAAGCAUGAAGAAGGUCCGUAUCCCAGGGACGAACCAGAGACGGAUGAAGAGGAUGAUGACACCGAGAACGAAGACACUGAGAUUGACAGUGAGAACGAGGAGGAUAACGAGGAGGGAAACGAGGAGGAUAACGAGGAGGACGUCGAGGAGGAUAACGAGGAGGAUGUCGAGGAGAAAGAAGAGAAAGAAGAGAAAGAAGAAGAGUUUAAUGAAAUAUUAUAGCCUACAAGAUUACUUGGAGAUAGCAUCAUCAAAGCUGCCCUCACAGCAGUCCUCGAAGUGGAGCUCGGACUCAUGCACGGAAUUAUGGCCAAGCUGGGAUAUGGGUAGAGUGUCAAUAAACCUGUUCUUCAUAAUGAGGUCAUUCUCUUGCCUCCUCAUCCACACGGUCACAAGGUAUCCAAAGGCAAACUUCAAGAGGAGAGCAAAGACGCUAAUGAACACGAGUGCCACAGAGACGACGACGUACUGUAACAUGAUUUCAAUGGAGAAGGCGCGCGGAGCAGUCCAGCUUGGCAAGGCUGUGGAUGAUGACGAACAGGCUGUAGACGACGAGAUUGCAGCAGACCACUCCAAAGUUGGGUUUGAUGAGAUCCUAUCUCUCUCCAUCUUUGCCAUCCUCACCGCCACAGUGCAGUUCACCCUCUCCUUUUGGCUCAUGUAUGACUGGCCUGGCAUCACCAACUGGUUUGUCUUCAACAAGUGCGAGAGCAUCAGCUACAUUAGCGAGAACAUUGAGCUCAACAAAGGGACUGCGAGCAUCAUGGUGAUCUCCAAUGAUUGUACCGAGCUGGGUCAUACUCGGCAUCAUGUCGAGCUACGAGGCUCCAUUCACUCUGGAUGGAGAGACUAA